This is a messenger RNA of Anthonomus grandis grandis, 4591 nucleotides long. RefSeq names its product tudor domain-containing protein 7B (gene tapas). The coding region runs from base 203 to 3484 and encodes 1093 amino acids. Gene Ontology annotation, biological process: spermatogenesis. The transcript has 23 exons. The record is from RefSeq and is a predicted model, not a curated record. Lineage: Eukaryota; Metazoa; Arthropoda; Insecta; Coleoptera; Curculionidae.
UGGACAGUGAGAGGAAUGUCGGUGUUGUUUUUAAAUAUUUGCAAUUUUUUGCUGUUUUUUUGUCAAAUAAACGUUACAGAGGAGGUUUCGAUUAUAUAUUCAGUUUAACUUGUUAAGUUUUAAAGUAUCCCUCGACCGGAAGAAAUAAUUCGGGCAGGCCCUAGUCAUAACAUCAUAAACCAUAUAGGUUAGUUUUAUAAGCAUGGAACCAAGUCAAGUGAUAAAACAAAUUAAAGGGUUCAUAACCUCGACCAAACGUGACUUAACAGUUGCCCAACUAAACAGAGACUUUAAGACAUUGGGUGGAGAAUGGAUACCAUUCGAGCGGAUGGGCUACGGAUCCCUAGAAGAACUCUUUCAGCAGCAUCCCGACUUCAGUUUAGUGAGGAAGGGUAACGAGAGUUACGUUAUCGCCAAAAGUUCCUCCAAGUCCGCUCACAUGGUGGAAAUGGUGGCCAAACAAAAGUCAGAAAAAAAGAAACCAGCUAAAUUUGGUUUCAUAAAAUAUAACUGUCCUCCCCGGAUGCAACACAAUACGACGUCGAAAUGGCGACCGAUGGCCAACCAAAAAUCGCACAACGGUUAUGGCAGAUCGAGUCGACCGCAGGCCAUCAGACACACGCAAUUUGUCAAUAAAGUUUCCCAAAACGAGAGGAAACAGGAGGAGCCUCCCAUUCCAAAAGUUGCUUCUAAGAUUGUAAUACCGGAAAAAUCUAACCUGAACCCAAAAAGAAAACAACCGACGCAACAGGAAGUAAACGUCAGUCAGCCAGUAAAAAUACCAACCGAAUUAAACCAAAGAAUGAACAUGAAUAGGAUACAAGAAAACAUUAUGGCUCUGCUAAGUGAUAAUAGUAAUAACGCACCCAAAAAAUCACAAUCGCUGAUUUACAGUCACAAUGGAACCUCGAUAGCUUCAAGUUUUAGUCCCACUAGUGUUGAACCGAAUAUUUCCAACCCUCUAGAACCGAAUCAUCGACUGAACACUAAACACUUGCAGGGCGAUUUAAGAGAACAUUUAAAUGCUAUGAGGAGUGGGAUAAAUAAUAUGAUGUCGAGCCUUAGUCUUGACAGCGAUAGUGGCAAUUGCAGUCCCACAAAAGAGGUUUAUUCCGAUUUUAUCCGAACUGAUGAUCCGAAAGGCGAUUUGCAGAAUUUCGCCCUGCUACACAAGUUGGGCGAGGUCAGCGUUAAUCUCACGCAAAUGUCGAAAACGAACAAGUUUUAUUCGUGUAAAGUCAAGAUCGGAUCGAAACAUACGUACACGAGCUACCCGAACGAAUUUAAGAAACCCAUGGAGGCGAUUGCGUUUUGUUGCGAGGAAGCGCUCGCCGACUUGAUACCGAAGUAUAAAAGGAAAUCGCUGUUAAUAUCUAGUGAAUCGGAUAUAUUGAGCAGGUUACCACCGUUACUGGAGAAACACAACUUCGGCAUCUGGGCGGAACAGUUGAAGGCCGAUUACGAGGACAAAUUCAACGAGUUACUGUCCGACGAUUGGCUGAAAAUCAUCGAUUCCAGUUCGUGCGUACGAAUCGAGAAAGUGUCGGACGAUUACGUGUUAUAUCAUUGCAAACCCGGUGACGUAUUACAGAAAGGUCAAAAUGGACCCGGUACACCAUUAUCCAAAUUAUCGAUACCUGCUAACACAGUUCAAUUUAACGAGGACAAUCGAUUAGUCGCUUUGGUCACGUACGUCGUGUCGGCCAACGAGGUUUGGUGUCAACAGAUUGAAACUGAUGAAAAUGUGGCGUUCACUGAGAUGUUUGACAGGCUCCAAGUGAAUUAUGAACAGCGAAAAAUGCAACCGGACACGAUAUUACAACAUAGCUAUUACAUUGCGAAGGUCGAAGGGAUUUACUACAGAGUAAGAACGAUAAGAAUUAACGAAGACGACGUGGAUUGUUUUCUGAUCGAUUACGGCAGCGAACUGGCCGUGCCGAAGACCGACAUAUUCGUACUGGCGAGGUUUUAUGCGACAUCUCAAGCGCAGGCGUUCGUAUGUCGUCUAUUCGGCCUGGAAGGUUUGCAGGAAAUGUCGAACAGUUCGAAGUCUUUUGCCGACAGUCUGUUGGAUCGAGCCGUUGUUAUAGAAUUAGUUGAGACCGAUACUAAUACCGACGAGAAUAUUUUACCUGUUCUCAUGUACGAUCCGGAAACCGGAAAUUCGAUUAACGAAGAAUUUUUAAACGCGUCCCACGCGGAAAUUGCCUGGCCACAAUUACAACCGGACGGUAUAACGGAGGUGUACGUGUCAAAUAUCGAGUCGAAUGGAGACGUUUACGUGCAAGUGCGGACCCAAGGAUACGAGAGUCUGAAACGGUUACAGAAGCAAAUUGAGGCUCAGAUUGCGGAGAAAGCGCCCACGGAGAUUUUGUAUAAAAUCACGAAGUCAAACAGCAAAGAAAAAUUGUACUUUAUCAAACACAACGGAAACUGGUAUAGGGCAAAGUUGAUCGACUGGUCGCCAGACGGCGAGUUCGCUCAGAUCUACUUUAUCGACGAAGGACACGCGUCCGUAAUCCGGAUUUCGAGCGAAAUUCUUUAUCCGCUUGAAAUAUUGAACGACGCGUUUAAUAACUAUCCGUACCAAGCACUCAGGACGAGGAUGGCUUUGGAAAAAAUCCCCGAGAAUUUUAAAGAGUUGGCGAACAAGGAGCUGCCGAGAGACAGUCCGAUUCUUUUAAAAGUCGUCAACACUAUCGAAGACGCCGUUCCGGUCGUUAAAAUGUACAAAAGGAAUCAGGAGGGCGGUUUGUAUUGCAUCAAUGAAUCUAUCGAGGUACAGUUGGAGUUGAGUUCAAAAGAGGACCAUUUAAAACUGAAACUAAGCAAUCACGCUAAUUCAGAUAAAGUUCCGUCUACCGGUCUACUAAAGUGUCCCCCUUUGCCUGAAGUCGGAGGAGGUUUUUACAAAUUGAUUGUGCCAGUAGCGAUACACCCGCACAAUUUUUUCGUGCAACCGUACGAUUCUAAUGAGCAAUUGUACGAGUUGAUGGAGCGACUGCAAGCGCGUUACGAGAAACUAGAAUAUGGGACUUUAAAGGUCGAGAACGUUUUACCGGGGAGUAUUUACGCUGCAAAGUACGAAGACGGCUGUUGGUACAGGAUUAGCGUAAUUAAAGUAAUCAAUUCAGCUUCUUCGGUGUCAGUAUUUUACUGUGAUUUUGGAAACUACCAAACUCUUCCGGUGAAGUACUUGGUACCCUUGGAUAAGGAGUUCAUGGAGUUGCCGUAUCAGGCGCUAAAAGCGAAACUAGCAGGCAUUAAACCGAAACAAAACAAAUGGACGGUGGAGGACUGUGAUUUCUUCAAAAAGUACGUCGAAAAGAAAACCUUUUUCGGAACGUUGAUCAGCAUGGAGAAGGAUUACCUGUACGAGUCCGAUAAAGUGUUAAAAUUGGCACUUUGCGACACUUCGUCGCAAGAGGACGUUGAUGUUGCAAAAGAACUGAUCGAUCAAGGGAUCGCCGUUAAGGACGAUUAAAAAAAAUUAUAAUUUUGACUGGUUAUUGUGACGUGAUUGACAUAUUUUAAAUAGUUGCGAUUAAGUGUCUUUGAAAGUUGAAAUUAUGACGGUUAAAGUCGCGAUCUGUGUGCCAUAUUUACUAGUUUAUUGAGUGCUGGGUACGGCAACUUUGUUUUAAUAGCAAACUUUGAUUUUUUUUCUAAAUUAUUUUACUCGAUACGUUUGACUCAACGAUGCCUUAACCUGUUAAUACGUUUCUUGCAAAGUGGAGGUCACAACCUCCUUCUUCAAUUCUCAAAUUUAUGUCCGGCCAGUGAUUGUUCGAGUUUGGUAAGAAAAAGUCGCACAGGGUCAAAUCUGGCGACCGUUUUCAUGUAAUCGAUGCAACUCGCACCUUCUCCUUCGUCUUCUUUUAAGCAAAGUCCACCGUUUCAUCGAAUUUUUUAUCUCUGAAGUGUGUACCAGUGAUUAUAUUAUUACUAUUGCUUAUCUGCCGAAGUCGGCUAAGAAAUGGCGGAAUUGUUCAGUGUUGAAAUAGCGAAGAUCCUGAUGAUUUACAUAUAUUUACAAACUGGUCAAAUUGCCACCACUUUUUUAUAUAUUCUUCAUACAAAGUGUAACAAAUUUAAAGUUAUUGCCAAUUAUUGCAACUAUUUGAAAUGUGGCGCGCGUCAUGAUUUAUUGAAACGUUUAUUUUAAUCAUAAUGAUUAUAUUUACAAACCAAUAUAAUAGGGUGGUUUAAUUUGAUGGCAGAAUUGUGUAAAUCCUAGUGGACAAUUUUUUUUACCCACGUUACUUAUUUUUUAACGUUUGAUUUAUACAAUUCGCCCAAUAUACUUUGUAAGCUUGCAAUAAUAAAUGGUAUGAUUAGUUGCCCAAGGUAACGCAAUAUUCAUUUAAUCAAUUGUUAUUUAUUAUCUGCUCGUUGAUUAUACUUAAAAUAAGUAUUAUGUAUAGAUGUUCCCGUUUUGUAGUAUUUGUUGUUACAGAUAAAUUAUAUUACAUAGCAACUGUUUAAUAUUAGUGUAUCGUUACUAGGUCAGAAUGGGCCCUCUUUUUUGUUUUCAUAAUCUUUAAUGUUCGGUUUUAUUUAUUCCUUUUCAUAAUAAAAUCAUUAAAAUAUU